Messenger RNA from Lentinula edodes (shiitake mushroom), 932 nucleotides. RefSeq names its product Translin. The record is from RefSeq and is a predicted model, not a curated record. The transcript is spliced from 8 exons. Gene Ontology annotation, cellular component: cytoplasm; nucleus. Lineage: Eukaryota; Fungi; Basidiomycota; Agaricomycetes; Agaricales; Omphalotaceae. The coding region runs from base 76 to 903 and encodes 275 amino acids. Gene Ontology annotation, molecular function: RNA binding; sequence-specific DNA binding; RNA endonuclease activity.
AAGCGACAAUCCCACAAAGCGGACAACCAGGCUUAGGAGCAAACAUCGCCAUGGAAGCAGUAACAGCGAAUAAAAAUGGAGCCUUUUUUGGUAAUUGCUUCUCCGGCAAUGAGCAUGUCUUCAUCUAUCCACAACCAAUUCUUGUUCUUCAGGGAUUUACUUGACGACUAUCAUGACCGCAGAGAGAGGCUCAUUAAAGCAAGUCGCGACAUAACAAACAUAUCCAAGAAAACCAUAUUCCUGCUACAUCGACUCGCUUUGGAAGCCCAGGAUGCAUCUGCACGUGCCGAUGCUUCCAAGACGGGCCUUAAAAAACUAACUGAAGUGCAAAAAUUGUAUGCCGAUAUGAAAGAUGAGUUGGCUGGCGAUCAGUACUGGCGUUAUGAACGGCAGGUUUCUCCUGGUCUACAAGAAUACAUCGAAGCAUUGAGCUUUGCACAUUUUCUGGAACAUGGGGGCCUAAUCACGUACGAGCAGGUGCAAGCAACUCUAUGUGGCGCGGAUGGAAUAGCUUUCUUCCCUUUGACAAUUUCUGAUUACCUUCUUGGGGUUUCUGAUUUGACUGGUGAACUCAUGAGGUUUGCCAUCUCUGGAUUCGGGCGUCCAGGUGGGCGCGCAAGAGCCCUGGAGACUUGCAUCUUUGUCAGAAAUUGUAAAUCAGACUUUGAAAGAUUCACGCCCUAUGUAUGGGAACUGCACAAAAAGCAAGUCGUGACCGCUCAAUCCUUGUCCAAAAUCGAAGAUGCUGCGUACACUGCUGUUGUCCGAACGUCGGAAUUCGACUUACCUGCAGAAAUGUUGGACGACAUAGUUAAUCAGACUGUCUUGAAUUAUAGUAAUAACCGCAGAAAUCUUGAACGAGAGGUCGAUGAUCAGGAACACUCAAGCGACUUCUACCGUUAAGCUAAAAGCAAUACCUUGAAACAUGAUUG